Molecule: messenger RNA, 984 nt
Organism: Haemonchus placei
Lineage: Eukaryota; Metazoa; Nematoda; Chromadorea; Rhabditida; Trichostrongylidae
Source: the annotation of a GenBank genome assembly
AUGAAGCGUUAUAUGGAGAUGAGCGUAAACCCGACCAUUGAGGAGGCGACGGCUGGAUCGAAACCUCAGGACGUUUCAUUGAGGAUAAGUGUCGCAAAUACCAACCUUGACGAAGGAAGCCGUUCUAGCAAAGCGCAUUUCACAAGGCACGAGAUUUUCUAUGGUGGUCUGACGUUGACAUGCGCACAGAUCGUGGACAACGAGGUCCGAACCUUGGGAUUCCUCCAUAACAUCGACUAUCUAAUGAACAGCGAAGACCCAAAUUUUUGCAAGUUUCGCCAUCGCGUCGGCUAUGAACAAUACGAAUCGUUCAACGCUACCACAUCAAUGCUGCCUUUCAUUGACACGACGACCAACAUCAAGUUGAAACUACCAAACGAUGAGGUGGCUCGAGAAGUAGACAGAAUUCUCCGUCUCUCGCCUUAUCGGGAGGAAGGAAUCGCCAUCUUUUCAUCAAUGAUUCAUCGAACGCAACGCUUCCAAGAGCACCUGUGGAGCGUUGUGCUCGAGCCUAUUGUAAUGAGCAAUCUCGACUCGUGGAUGGGAGCAACGGAAUCAUCGUUAACAUCCCUCGGUUUGUUUAUCGAGGAGGAAAGCUGUGUCGGUAUGGAACAAAUGAAGAAUUGUUCGCUUCUGGCCGCCUGCCGUGGUCAGACGAUCGUUGAGCCGCCGCCACUUGUUGAAGAGCCGGUGGUAGUAGACCCCUGCGCAGAGACGCCUAUGGUGACAUUGUCAGUGGUUGAAAGCAAAGCUUCGUUCAGAUUUGAACCAAACACGAGUUACCGUCUUCGACUGGAGGGACUAGACAUGGAAGGGCUGAAAUCGGUAAAAUGGAAAAUUGAAGAACGUACAGUUAGCAACUACGAUCCAUCAAAGCCGUGCCAUGAACAAGGAAUGGCUGUCCAUGAGAACGGAUUCGACUUGAUUCUUAUUGAACCUAACGAAACCCAGCCUGUGCUUAAGUCCGAUCUCGACUACAAUUAG